ACCUUUCAUCUAUUAUUACUUUUUUUUGUAUAUUCUCAUUGCAUCACAUAACUCCAUUCUUGAAGUGUAAAAAAGAUCAAAUCUUGAAUCAAGUAAGCAAAACAACAUGGAAAUCUUGAUCAAGAAAGUUCAUUUUCUAGUCUUUUUCAUCAUUUUUAUGAAUUUUUCCUUUUCACAAUCAACACAAGUGUAUUGUGGAAACAUAAAGAUUGAAGAUCCAUUUGUUACUCAAAACUCAAAAAAUUCAUCUUUCUUGAAGAACCUUGUCCUUUGUAGAUCAAACACUUUAUACUUCAAAACUUCUCUUAAUGGCCUUUUCCAAAUCUCUUCAAUUGAUUACACAAACAAACUUUUAACUAUUUCUCAUCCUUCUUUUUCUUGUUUGAUGAUUAAUGAUGUUCAAGAAAUGAAAUGUUCACAUUAUAGAAGAGUUUAUAAAAAUGUGAAAAUUGAGUUAGGGACAAGGAUAUUUUGGGAUAUUGAUCAUGUACCAAAUCCUUGUGAUGAGUGUAGAAAACCUCAUGGUAAUUGUGGAGUUGGAUUGAGAUGUCUUUGCCAUAUAACAGAAUGUAAGGUGGAGGUUUCUGUUGGUGCAAUUAAGAGAUCUAGUGAAUUAUGCGCCAAAAGUUCAUGAGGGAGGUUUGUUCAAAUACGAUAUAAAGAGAUAACUUUACCUCCCACCCUCUGGUGUGGGACUCAACGGUGGGAUUCAAUACCCUAGGAGGCUAGGACACCAAAACUGGAUAUCCAGAGUGUGGACAAUAUAAGGUGAAACAAGAAUUGGAUGAGCCUGACUCUGAUGCUAUAUUGAGUCUAACUCAAUCUAAAAGCUUGAUCAUGAGACGAAAAUUUAUCCAAAACCAUAUAAGAAGACACUCCGACGAACCAAUAUGGUACUCAACAAUGUACAUGUGGUAGGGACCAAAAUUUGAGGCAAACAAAAUGCAAUUUCAUGUCUUGUGAUCAUAGAAUAAUUGUCUUGUUGAGAGGUUGAAAA
This is a messenger RNA of Solanum pennellii, 997 nucleotides long. RefSeq lists its product as uncharacterized. NCBI's taxonomy places the organism in Eukaryota, Viridiplantae, Streptophyta, Magnoliopsida, Solanales, Solanaceae. The transcript is spliced from 3 exons. The record is from RefSeq and is a predicted model, not a curated record. Bases 107 to 634 code for a protein of 175 amino acids.